CAUAACAUAAAGACAAGAUGUGUACAUGCAUGUUGCCUGUUAUUAUGGCUCCAACAACAAUGGAGUUGCAUGAUGGUGGUGCAAUCAUGGAGAGUGAUAAUAAUAUUAGAGAAGUGUGCUUGGUUUGGGAGAAUUUGGAAGUGGAAGUAGUAAGCAGUUAUAGUAGUGAAAGAAGGAAGAAAGUGUUAAAUGGAAUAAGUGGAUAUGCUGAACCAAACAGAAUCAUGGCUCUAAUUGGUCCUUCUGGUGCUGGCAAAUCCACUUUCCUUGAUGCUCUUGCUGGAAGGCUUGGCGGCAAUGUUAGAAUCACUGGAAAUGUAACACUGAAUGGGACUAAGACAAUUACAAGCUGCAAAAACAUUAAUUAUGUAACUCAAGAAGACUAUUUCCUGGGAACUCUAACAGUGAGGGAAACACUAACAUAUGCUGCUCAUCUGAGACUUGCUGCAAACAAGAGCAAAGAUGAGAUUGACAAGGUUGUAGUCAAGACGCUCGAUGAAAUGGGUCUUAAAGAAUGUGCAGAGAGCAGGCUUGGGAAUUGGCAUUCAAGAGGAAUAAGUAAAGGAGAGAAGAGAAGACUCAGCAUUGGCAUUGAAAUCUUAACUCAGCCUCAUAUACUGUUGCUUGAUGAACCUACCAGUGGAUUGGAUAGUGCUGCUGCUUUCUUUGUCAUUUCAUCUCUCACAAGCAUAGCACAUAAUGGAAGAAUAGUAUUAUGCUCCAUUCACCAACUUAGCAGUGAAGUCUUCAAUCUCUUUGAUGAUUUGGUGCUCCUUGCAGCAGGUGAAACUGUCUAUUUUGGAGAAAGAACUAAUGCUAUUAAGUUCUUUGCUGAUGCAGGGUUUCCUUGUCCAACAAGAAAGAAUCCUCCGGAGCACUUCCUUCGAUGCGUUAGUCCAGAGUUUGAUAAUGUUCUAAGUCUAAUGCGGUCCAAAAAUGUCAAUGAUACCCCAUCAUCAUGGAAUUCUUUAGUGAAUAUGACUACAGAGGAGACCAAAUGGAAUCUGAUAAACAGUUUCAAGAAUUCCAUGCAUUCAGCAAAUGUGAGAGAAAAAAUCAGAGAAAUCAAACUAAGAAAAGAACCUGUUAUUGACAGAGCAUAUGAUACUAGCACAUUGAAGCAGCUAUGUACUUUGACUCACAGAUCAUUCCUUAACAUGACUAGAGACAUCGGUUACUACUGGUUAAGGAUCUUGUUCUACAUCUUAGUAUCAGUGUGUGCUGGUUUUCUUUAUCUAAAUGUAGGAACAAGUAAUAAUGCAAUCUUGCCAAGAAGCAAGUGUGAUGGAUUCAUCUAUGGCUUUAUGACCUUCCUUUGCAUUGGUGGAAUGCCCUUCUUCCUUGAGGAGUUAAAGGUGUUCGAAGGCGAAAGGUUCGGGAGGCAUUAUGGCGAGGCCAUUUACGUGUUGUCGAGUUUCAUGUCAUCACUCCCUUUUGUUGUUGCCAUUUCCCUGACUUCAGGAACAAUACUUUACCACAUGGUGAAUUUUCACCCUGGAUUCUCUCAUUACUGCUACUUUUGCAUAAACCUCUUCUGCAGCAUUUCUGUCACAGAAGGCUCCAUGCUUGUGGUUGCAGCACUAGUCUCCAACCAAUUGCUAGCUAUUGUAACUGCAGCUGGUGUAACUGUACUCAUGUUGAUGCCAUCAAAUGUAUCCAGAAGGAUAACAGACAUUCCUAACUUCUUCUGGCGCUAUCCAAUGUCCUACAUCAGUUAUAUUGCAUGGUCCAUAGAGGGUCAAUACAAGAAUGACUUCGUUGGACUUGAAUUUGAACCACUGAUACCUGGGGAUAGGAAGAUAAAAGGUGAGGUGAUACUUAAGGAAAUACUUGGGAUCCAAACAGAUUAUUCAAAGUGGUGGGAUGUUGGAGUUCUGGUUUUGUUGUUAAUAUCUUAUAGAGUGCUCUUUUACUUGGCUCUUAAGCAUAGGGAGAGAGCUUCAUCAAUAUUUCGCACCAGAAUGAGUGAAUGACUCUCCUUCACAUUUUACUCAAAUACCCUCACCUCACAUAAUUAAGGAUAAACGCUUUAUAUUUUUAUCUUACUAAGUAAAACCUCACUUGUAUUUA
This is a messenger RNA of Arachis duranensis, 2070 nucleotides long. RefSeq names its product ABC transporter G family member 15. The coding region runs from base 18 to 1973 and encodes 651 amino acids. The transcript is spliced from 9 exons. Gene Ontology annotation, cellular component: membrane. The record is from RefSeq and is a predicted model, not a curated record. Gene Ontology annotation, molecular function: ATP hydrolysis activity; ABC-type transporter activity; ATP binding. NCBI's taxonomy places the organism in Eukaryota, Viridiplantae, Streptophyta, Magnoliopsida, Fabales, Fabaceae.